UUUUUGCUUCCUGCUUCAGGACCUCCCUUUUUAUGGAAAAACAUGAAAGUAGCAACAAGGACUAAAACCGCUGAAAAGACCAAUUGUUCGCUAAAAACACAAUCCCAUCCCAAGUCUGGCGGUUGACGACUGAUAUUUUGAUGUUUUGUUGAAUUAUGUUAAGUUUUUCAUGUUUGGUUCAGCGUUGAGUUGAGUAGCGGGAACGAAGAAGAUCUGAGGAACAUGUUUCCACUGAAGGCGUGUUGAAGAAGCUGCAAGGGGCCCUGUGAUGAGGUGGCGACUUUUCCAGGGUGUACCCCGCCUUCCGCCCGAAUGCAGCUGAGAUUGGCUCCAGCGACCCCGAGAGGGACAAUGUCCAAAAUGUAUAUGAAAAGGAAGUAAAGGCACUGGGAGGAGCUUGGAUUCCUUUUUAAUCAGGUAGUCCGUGCAAAGGGUCGAUGAGGACCGCAGCAGAAGAAUCACCGAACAGCAGCAGCGCAGGAGGCGGCAAUAGUACCGUCCUGCAACGUCUCCUGCAGGAGCAGAUGAAUCGGAGUUUUGUGAUGCAGCAACAGCAGGUAGGAGCAGGACCUGGAUGUGGAGGGCACGGGCAGGGUGGUCCAUCCGAAGACCAUUCCAUGACCCCCCACAUUGCCCGGCAGGAGCCCCAGGGACAAGAGCUACAGACAGACAGCUUGGAGAAGUUGGGGUCCAGAGUAGUAGGAGGUUGUGGAAGCAACGGAGGGGGAGUUGGUUCAAUAACUGGUGCAGGUGGAAGCAGUGGAUGUGGUUCAACUACCCAGGGUCUGUGCCUAAAUUUGGAGGAACUGCCUACUUACGAGGAAGCAAAGGUUCAGUCACAAUAUUUCCGUGGUCAUGGCCCACCUCCUCAGCUUCAGCAACAGAGCAACCAGUCCCAGCAGGCCUCACUCCCAACCUCAGGGGGAGCUGCCUUCUAUGUCACUGGGGUAACGGAUGCCAAAAUGCGCACAGAAGGUCGGCCCACCGUGCAGCGUGUUAACGGGGCAGUUAAGGUUCUCCAAGAUGAUGGACUGAAGGACCUAAAACAAGGUCACGUUCGAUCUCUAAGCGAACGACUAAUGCAGCUUUCCUUGGCCACGAGUGGUGUUAAGGCACAUGCUCCUGUCAUCAGCUCUUCACUGUCCACCCAGCUGUCCCCUGCAGGGCAGCCAGGUGAUUACUACAAGCCCCAGCAUCGGGGCCCACCUCCAGACUACCCCUUUAAAGGAAUGAACUUACCGACUAUGCAGCAAGAGACUGGAGGUCCUUUUUAUCAGGAACAGUCCAGGGAAGUGCCCCAUGUCCGAUAUCAGCCCCCACCAGAGUAUGGCUCAUUUAGAUCCAGUAAGGAUGGUUCAGGCACGUUCCAGAAAUCCCUUCACCAGCACAGCCCCACCUCUUCUGUCACUUCUGUUGGCUCUUUGUCCCGCGCCCAGUCUUCUACUUUCUGUAGCGUUCCCAGUGUUUCUCACUCCUCUCACCCUUCUUUCCUGCACCAACAUCCACACAGUCAGGGUCAGACCUUGCCCCGAAUGGGGCUUCGCAAUCUACAGGGUUUUGUUUCCCAUCAGGUAGGGGAGCCUUUCACCCCCCUGUCUAUGAACCCAACACCACAAAGAUGUCAUGGUUUCCCCAACAGCCCCUACAGCUCCACACCACGGAGUUACAACAAACAGCAACAAAAUCAUCCAUAUCAACUGCAGCAUUUCCAAGGGCCUCUCCCUCCCCAGGGUCAGCCCUUUGUUCCCCCUGGACAUUUCCCCCAUCUGCAUUCUUACUCAAACCUGCAGGGAGAGUCAUUUGCGAUGAUGACACAAGCUCAACAGAGGGUGGAUGUGCUCACCGAAGAGAACAGAACUCUGAGGCAGGAAAUGGAGGCCUGCCGUGAGAAAGUCAUCAAGCUGCACAAGUUGGAAACAGAAAUACAGCUGGUGUCAGAGGCUUACGAAACCCUCGCCAAGUCUUCUUCCAAGAGGGAGGCCCUGGAGAAAACAAUGAGGAACAAGCUAGAAUUGGAGGUCCGGCGGCUGCACGACUUUAACAGGGAUCUUCGAGAGCGCAUGGAGACAGCCAAUAAGCAGAUGACUGCUAAAGAGUGUGAUGACUCCGAAGAAAACCUGAAGACCAUAUCCCAGCUGCUUGCACAAAAUAAAGAGACGAUAUGUGAGAAGGAAAAAGUAGAAAUGGAACUGAAUGCACUGCGCUCCAUCACAGAGGACCAGAGGAGGCACAUUGAAAUCAGGGACCAGGCUCUUAACAACGCCCAAGCCAAAGUGGUCAAGUUAGAGGAGGAGCUGAAGAAGAAGCAAGUCUAUGUGGAGAAGGUGGAGAGAAUGCAGCAGGCUCUUGCUCAGCUGCAGGCGGCCUGUGAGAAGAGAGAACAACUUGAACAUCGACUUCGUACAAGACUCGAGCGAGAGCUGGAAUCACUACGCAUGCAGCAGCGCCAUGGAGGCACUCAAAACAAUGGUGUGGUCCCGUCAGAGUACAGUGCCACUGCACUAAUGGAGCGCUUAAGGGAGAAGGAAGAGCGCAUCUUGGCUCUGGAGGCUGACAUGACCAAGUGGGAGCAAAAGUACUUGGAGGAGAGCGUCAUGAGGCAGUUCGCCCUGGAGGCGGCGGCUUCUGUCGCUACUCAAAGGGAUACAUCCGUAGCAAUGUUGAGCCACUCUCCCAGCAGCAGCUACGACACGUCAGUGGAGGCUCGCAUUCAAAAAGAAGAAGAAGAGAUUCUAAUGGCGAAUCGGCGCUGUUUGGACAUGGAAAGCAGGAUAAAGAACCUCCAUGCCCAGAUAAUAGAGAAGGAUGCUAUGAUCAAGGUGCUGCACCAACGAUCCAAGAAAGAACUAAUCAAGUUGGAUGUGCCUCCAACAAUGAGGCCCUCUAAGUCUCUGAUGUCCAUUUCUAAUACUGGAUCCGGUAGCUCAGGACUGCUCUAUCAUAGCCUUGGACUUAGUAGCUCACCCAUCACUGAAGAACGCAAAGAUAGCAACUGGAAAGGCAGCUUGGGGGUUCUGCUGAGUCCUGAAUUUCGCACAGACUCUCACAGAACCGAGUCGAUAUCAUCAUCUCCUUCCCCGGUGUUUUCUUCCACGCAAAUGGCAGCAGUCCACUCAAAGACAGGCAGCAGAGAUAGCUGCACGCAGACCGACAAGAAUCCCAGCCAGGACACCAGCAAGCCCGGCACCCCAGCCCUUCAGAGCAUGACGCUACCAAGCAGAUUGUCCAGCCCGAGCCCCAACUACAUUCCUGACCGUGGACUUGACGGUCCAGUAUUUCACUGCAGCACUCUGGAGCGAAGGGUCCCUGCCCCGUCCCACUCACAGCAACACCUCCCAACCACGCCCCCCCAACAGGAAGUGGACAAAGAAAUGAUGGAAAUUCUCAUCUAAACCAAUGAAUUUUAUCCAAAUGAAUGAAUAUGUGGCAGCUUGAUAUGAACACAAUAUAUACAGUAAAGUUCAUGCAUAUGCUGUCAGUUUGCACACGUUCCCUUCAUUCUUCAGUUCGUUAUUGUUGAUAAGAGAAUGCGUUUAAACGCAGCGUUGUGUCAAUCAAAAACAUAAAAAAAACAACUAAGAAAACAUUUGAACUUAAAUGUCCUCUUAUUAGCAAGCACUGAGCUACAAUCUUCUUUUCUCGCAAAGAUUGAAUGACUGCAAUCAAACAAGCUCUUUAAUAAGCGUCUUAAAUCAUUAUCUGGUUAAACCAUGAAUAAUAAUUGUUUACAUUUACAUGAUGUUAUAUAGUAUUUACAUAUUCAGUGUUACAACCCAGUGUAACAGUGUUACAACAGUGUUAUAAAUGUAACAAAAGUUGAGAAUACAAUUGCUCCUUUUUGAAAGGAUUAAUUUUGAAUUUCCAUCCAUAGUAUAUUUUGUGGGUGGUAGAAAAUGCUUUCUUUGCUCUUUUAACACACGGCCAAUGUACGCAUCACGCAUGCUGUGAACACAUUGACCCACCGCAAGGUAAUGUUUUUUCUUGGCGUUAUUGUACAUCACAUAUACGGGGUAACACCAAAAUGUAUAAAACACUUGUUUUAAUGUUGGCCCAACACAAUAUACAGUAUGUAACAAUCAAUACAACAUCAACUCUACAUAGACAAGAACGCUUGAUCAUGUUUAUGCUGUUUUAACAGGAACAUUUUCAAAAAAAUAUUUUAUUUAACGAACUUGAAUACCUUGUCACCAACCAGAAGAAAUGUUGACCCCCACAAACUGUUUGUGUCCAUGAAGCAAACAAAGUAGUCAUGUUCCUUUAAGAAAGUACUCCAAAAACAUUCCUAUGAGGUCAAUUAGAGCUAUAACUCUUAUAAAUGGUAAUCCUUUGCUAAAACUAUACUUUAUUGUCGCACUUGACCAUCCUACAUGUUAAACUGCAUGAAAGUACAUGUAACAACUACUGUAUACAGGGCAUAGAAUACUUGUAUAAUGAAUAUGUACAGAGACUUAAUAUUUUGUAUGCAUUCAUAUUCAGUCUAUGAAGAAAUGUUGAAGUAAAAGAUCAAUCUUGCAACAACUUUGUCUUCUUUGGCUACGUUUUAAUUUGUUUAAGUCUGCGAUUUCUACACUGUUUUGAAGACUAACAUAUUGAAAAAAAAAAAAAAAUUCAGUCGAAGAGCAAAUUGUGUUGCAAAUUUUCCCCAUAAGAAAUAAUGCAAAUCCAAUUAAUCCAUUCCAGACACCUAUGAAUAUACACAACAAAACACAUUUUAGAAUAAAUAUAGCUUUACAUUCAGAAAACAAUGCAAAUGACAGAUGAAAUUAAAUAUUUUUUUUUAACAUCAAAGACUUUCGUACUUUUGCUACAAGCACUUUCUUGAAUUCAAUAUUGUUUCUCACCUUCUAACUGAUACCACUCGAAACUUUUCUUAGCCGAAUGGUGGCUUAUUUUGUAGUUGCACUGGAAAAAAAGCAGAGACCAAGGCACUCAAUUCCGUUGAAUGAUACGCAGGCAAUUGGAUUAGUUUGUUAUGCACAAUAUUUGACUGUAUGAUAACAGUAAUUGUAUAUGAAAACCGGGUCAAAAUUUUGGUAGAAAUUUUUGUCAAAAACUGAAUGUUACGAAAACAUUUUUUUGUAGAAAAAACAAACACCAAAGUCUUGUCAUUUUUAUGGAAUUUUGUGACGUUCAGGUUGAACAGAAUAGUAUUAUUAAUAAUAAUAUAUAAUGUUAAUAUACAUAUAAUAAGGCCGUACGGUGGUGGUUCACAGCGAGAAGGUCCUGGCGUGUGUGGAGUUUGCAUUUUCUCCCCGCUUCCUCCCACCUCCAAAUACAUGCACCUGGGGAUAGGCUGAUUAG
This is a messenger RNA of Nerophis lumbriciformis (worm pipefish), 5301 nucleotides long. It is a transcript of the gene amot, whose product is annotated as angiomotin. NCBI's taxonomy places the organism in Eukaryota, Metazoa, Chordata, Actinopteri, Syngnathiformes, Syngnathidae. Gene Ontology annotation, biological process: regulation of cell migration; establishment of cell polarity involved in ameboidal cell migration; hippo signaling. The record is from RefSeq and is a predicted model, not a curated record. Gene Ontology annotation, cellular component: plasma membrane; bicellular tight junction; lamellipodium. Gene Ontology annotation, molecular function: signaling receptor activity.